CAGUCGCAGUUUGUCUUGCAUGUUUCACACAAGUGAGCUUGGUGCAGCCUGGCGUGAUGGCUCGAGAUCUCUCCUCCUGUCUGGUCCUCGGCUUUCUCCUAGUCCACAACACUGCUUAUUGCCAUGGCGCACUGACUUCACCAAAAGAGGGUGCUGGAGCAGUAACGGAGCUCGGGUGUCACACCCACCCAGCUGCCAUGGUUCCUGAACGCUGCACCCAUGAUCUCCUCGGCCCCGUGGACACAGUUAAGCUAUGGUCUUCACGAGGACCUUUCCCCAGCGGCUCUGUCUGCGUCUUUCUACUGGGCGAGAUACACACUUGUAUUCGCUGUGACGGGGUAAUCUGGAAGCAGUUUCCUUGUUCUGACUAUAUCGGCGAGAGGCGGGUAAGGCGUCAGCUAGAAAUGGGUCUGCUGCCUGGAGCUGUGUCCCCAGACAUGCUUCACAUCAUGUGCCAGUUCUUCUGCAACAGUAUGGGUUCUAACCCCGAAGCCAGUGAACAUGCAGGUAGCGGGAUAUACCAACUUCCCGCCAUCGUGUGUCCCUCUGUACCAAGUCCGAUCGUGGCGCCCCCUGGAAGAAACUUAGCCGUUGUCAAAUGGCAAUUACCGCAAGCCAACUCCGCGGAUGGUACUUUUCUUCUCCCCGUGCCUGUGUCGGGGUCCCAGGCAUCGGGGUCGGCGUUCUCUGAGGGCAGACACACCAUCACGUACGCCGUCAUGGACUCCACUGGCUUCAAGGACACGUGUACAUUCUCGUUUGAUGUCACAGUAAUAAGGUGUGGAAUGCCUGCCUGGCCGCGGAACGGCAACCGAAGUUGUGGACACGGCGACGUGAUCUAUGGUUCCACCUGCAGCUACACCUGCGACCCUGGCUACACCAUGGAGGGCAAGCCACGCAUCACCUGCCUCUACGACGGAUCGUUCGACUUCCAACCACCUACAUGCAGAGCCAGGACGUGUCCGGGAUUGCAGCUGCCCCAACACGGUGUAGGGCACCAGUGCACAAACAGCCUUUACUCUGGUAGCGUCUGUGUCCUCGUCUGCAGCAGCGUCCUCGGCUUCCAGGCAUCGCCCCCUGGCAUCACCUCGUGUCUGUCCACUGGUGCGUGGACAGUGCCACAGCCGCGAUGUGUUGAUCUUCUUCCUCCAACAUUUGAGAACUGCCCAGACACGAGCAUUGUGAUUCAGGCUGAGAAGGGAACGACCACCGCUCUGGUGACGUGGCCGGACAUUGUGGCCAAGGACAACUCUGGCUACAGCAAUGUCCAGCAGAGCAAAGGUCUUGCUCCAGGGUCAAGGUUUACGCAGGGAGUGACCGAGGUUAGGUACACGGCGGUUGACGGUAGCGGCAAUACAGCACAGCCCUGUUCCUUCACCAUCAUCGUUGAAGUACCCAAAUGUUCAGUGCCCAGCUUCAAGGAUCGCUACAUGGAGGCCGAUUGCCCAUCGGGGUUUAAUUACGGUGCCCUUUGUAACAUCUCCUGCAGAAUGGGCUUGCCUCUAGAAGGGGCUACCUCGAUAACAUGUGAAAUAGACAACAGCAUCUCACCCACUGCAUAUUGGCACUUGGGGACAGCACCGACACCUGUAUGUAGAGAGAGACCGUGCGGAGACUUGAGCCCGCCGCGGAAUGGUGCUGUUGUGUGUGACCGGUGGGCCGGGGGGACCCUAUGUCAGAUGCAAUGCAAUGAGAAGUACGAUGUCCCGCGGACGGUGGCCAUCUCUCAACAUUUCGUCUGUGCCUUCUCGACAGGCCAGUGGAAGCCAGCAGCUACUGUGCCGGACUGCACAGAGUUACGCCGUCCAAAAAGUAUGCUGCUGCCGUCGGAGCUGUACUACUACACCGGGAACUGUGGCUCGACCUCUACUGUGGAACUCGUCAAAACCCAAUUCAUCAUGUCCCUAAAAGGUUCUGGCUCGUGGAAAGAUGCAUGUGCAAAAGAUAAAAACUGUAAAGUAGAAAACGUGCAAGUAGAGUGUGGGGACAUGCUCCGCCGCCGUCGUCAUGCGGCUAUGUCCAGUCGGAGAAAGCGGGCGCCGACCCUGGCGGCCCUGGUCACGUGGGACUUCAUGGUGGACUUCGAGAUGGGUAAUAUGACUGUGGAGGACGCCAUUAACAAACAUAAGGAUAUGCUGAAGGGCAUGGCGUCCAGGACCAAGAUUGACGUGCAGCAAGGUUUGUACGACAUCAACAUCACUGGAUUCCAGCUUCGACAUGAUUCGUUCGCCUCUGGCUGGAGUGACUUCUACUGCGGCAAAGGCUUGGUUCCCGUGUAUGCUUCAGCGUCAUGUGCGGCAUGCCCUACCGGGACGUACUACAACAACAUCAGCGACUGCGCCCCCUGCCCGCUGGGGAUGUACCAGGACAAGGACGGGGCGUUCUCGUGCAAGACAUGUCCAGCUAGAACAAGCUCGCUCACAACAGGGGCUAAGGACAUCGCGGAAUGCGCAGAGCUGUGUGGCCCCGGCAUGUUUUCCCCGACACGCAGCCUGCCCUGCUCGCCCUGCCCGCACGGCUUCUACCAGCCUCACCACGGAGCAGCGUCGUGUCGUCCCUGCCCUCCCGGCACCACAACGCAAUCAACACACAACAACAACGUCUCAGCCUGCACGGAGUUGUGUGUAAUGAUGGACUCAUCGCUCUACACAGCUUAUGACGUGCUUGUUGUUGGUCCGAUCUCCUUCAACAUGAGGAACGCCCUGACCGACGACCUUGGCGACUUUACCAUGGCUACAUGGAUCAAGACAAACGCAGCAGGGGCGACCAACACCGCCAUAUCUAUCACACAUCCGCACCGGGGAACUCUGGUCAGCUUGGACCUCGCGCCCACUUCUUGGACUCGGCAUGCAAGUAAUGGCAACAUAUCUUCGACAAUAAUGUUCCCUGUUGAGACAUGGACACACGUAGAGUUAUCAUGGCAUGAAUGGAGAAAGGAGUUGUCAGUCUACGUUGGAGGGGAACCCGUCGUCACCCGAACCUUCGCAGCAGCAUCCUCUCCACUCGUCACUGCUGGAGCAAGCCUGCGUGUCAGCACAGGCAUGCACAGUGAGGUGCUUCUCCAGGGUCUUUUCCUUCUCAGUUCACGACGUGAUGCUCAUCAGAUCAGAGCAAUGGCCCUUACCUGUGAUCAUCCCACUGAGAGGGCGCUCUUCUCCCUGGACGACAUCCCCAAGACAACCAGCAGCAGUAUCCUUGUCAUCACACCUUCAACAUGUGAUGCAAUCGAUGAAUGUGAACCCAUACCGUGUCCAGGCCACACGUGCAUCAAUAGACAUGGCAGCUACAAAUGUCUGUGUCAUGACGGCUUCACCGGCAGCAACUGCACAGGUGCGCCCGACUUCUGUGCGGACAACAUCUGUUACGGGGGCGCCUCCUGUGUAAACGAAGUGUCCAACUACACGUGCAUUUGUCCCCCUUCCUUCACUGGCCGCUACUGCCAGAUUGAGAUGAUUGACGUAGAUGGUGGCUGGAAUUUGUGGACUGAUUGGAGUACGUGUUCGGCCUCGUGUGGUGGAGGGUGGACAGUACGCAUGCGUGAAUGUAACAGCCCUCCACCUACGUACAAUGGAAAGCCAUGCAAUGGCUCGUCUGUUGAGAAAAAAGAGUGCAACACUAACGAAUGCCCGGCAUGUUUUGCAACAGACCUGGUACGAGGCUACGGGACACGGCCUACCUGUGUAGGAGACCAACAUGACCUGACGUGCUCCGUGUCAUGCAGGGAUGGUCUCAUGUUCUUAGAGAACCCACCUCUCUAUCACUGCACUGGUGGUAUUUGGAGACCAAGCAACCACAUAAUACCAUGUACACGAGCAAAUUCUCCCAAGCGACUAGAACUCAGAUUCGAAGGACGAUACAAAUCUGCAAAAUGUAUAGACAGCUUAAAGGCGAACAUCUUGUCACAAAAACUGAAGGACAAAUCAGCAGACUUUAACUGCCUUAUUGGCAACAUGUGCAACAUGACUGCCAAAGUAGAGUCUUGCCUACCUAUCACAAGACACAAGCGCUCAUCACAUGACACGGCUAUCAGCCUGUCCGUUGUCUUAGCUGUCGACGUGAAGGAAGGUGACCUUGACCUGGAGUCUUAUCAUACUCAUAAAACAGUCAGUCCCCAAUUAGCAUCUGUCCUGUCAGCUGUGAAGUUCCUGGAAGCAACAGCAUCACGGCUGAAGGAGACGGACUACGCCGCCUUUUGUGUGGAUGACGACUACAUCGUGGAGGACAUGGCCAUCACAUCACAUGUCACGUGCCCUGCUGGAUUCAUCGCUCGGAAUGCUUUUUGUGUUGCUUGUCCAAUGGGAGCGCACUUCAGAGGAGGGAGGUGUUUACUAUGUGACGCAGGCACAUAUCAAAACGAGGCCGGCCAGCGAAUCUGUCACCAGUGUCCACCUGGACGAAGCACAGACUUCCGCGGCUCUACGAACACCAGGCAGUGUACACAGAUUAAAACCAACCCUUCGCAUGGCAUCGCUUUUGCCCCGGGUGAAAGUCAAAAGUCUCCAUUAGAUGACGUGACAAAUGCUCCAAACCUACAUGAUGAUGGGACCGCCGUCAUCGCCAUUGUCGUCACCAUCUGUGUCGUGGCUGUCGUCGUGGUCGGGAGUUUCAACCUCAUCAUCAUAUACAAGAAACUGAAAAGAGAUCGGAAAGAGUACAUGAGCCCUCCCUCUUGGAUGUGGUCACUUCUCCGUGGUUCUCAGCACGUUAGGCCUAGCGUCAGGAACCCCACUACAGCUACUACAAGUACCUAACCACCUCAAGAAAGUCCGGGCCACAACAUAAACACCCAUUACGCAAAUUAUGCCCCGGAGUCCUCUAUUUAUUGAGACAAAAGACGAAUUUUCAAGGUUAAAAUAGUGACUGGUUUGGGAUGAAGAGCGUAGUUUACAUUGGCGAGACUGGUGCCAUGUCCUUCAUGGACAUGUAAGACUGGAGUACAUGAAAUCAUUCAUUACGUGAUUUGUGUGCAAAUAUCACCACGUACCCAAAACCUGCCCCCUUUUUUUUACAUUAUUUUUAAUGUUGGCUGUUAGGCAUCUGUCACGUGGAUUGGCAGUUAAUGUUAUUAAUGUUAUUCACUGUUCAGGGUUCACGAACCAUGUCUUCUUCCCAUCUAUACCCAUGGUCGGCAUCCAUUGAAAUCCAUACAAAACUACCUUCGCUGGUAAUAUGAUAAUUUCAGUCUUCACUCGAUCACACAUACGCCGUACUCAAUCACAAAUACGCCUACUCGAAAACACAUACGCCGUACUCAAUUACAAAUACGCCUACUCGUUCACACAUACGCCAUACUCAAUCACACAUACGCCGUACUCAAUCACACAUACGCCGUACUCGAUCACACAUACGCCGUACUCGAUCACACAUAUGUCGUACUUGACAAAGUACACCAAACAACUUCCGUAUCUGUUUACACUCAUUUGUAUGACGUCAUGAUUUAGUUUCAGCGGCAGGCGACCUCCUCACUUCCAGAUCUGCCAGACUGUCGUAGGAUAGCGCCAUCUUUUUGCGCAGUACACACACUAUCGCAGUACACUACACGUCAUUCACACAAAAGUGUCCACGGAUGUCGGUAUUAUCUCCAUUAACACUUCAGUUAAACUGUGCAAGUGAAGUUAUUGACAAUGAUGACAAUGGGCAGACAAACCAUUGUGGGCUACAUGCAAUUAUAAAAUUAAUUAACUUGUACUUCUAUAUUUCCAUAUCGAACUCAAUGCCUUCAUAGAUCCUAACACAAUGUUUGUAUAAUCUAAUUGUUUCGCACGUUUCAGUUGGUAGAAUGAUAAAGGGUUUACUUGUAGUAGUGGUGAAAAUAGUUACUGAUAUCACGCAAUUAUUAAACUUCCUUCCUGGAUCUAUGAUGCAUUUGUUACUAAACGCGGAUAGCUUAGAUUCCAGUUACUUAUCUAUCUUCAGAGGUUCAGGACAAUUUGUAAAAAGUUUAAGCAAAUGUCAAAUGGCAAGUGCCGGACUCCCUCAUUGAUAACAUCCAUGUAAAAUAUAGGGGCAAGACAUUUGGGCACGAGAUAGGCAUCCCAAUGGACACCAAUAAUUUAUUGGACUCCCCUGCUUGCUGACCUGCUUCUUUUUGCAAAUGUAUUAGAAUUUCUUGGCACGAUCAGAACCAGAUAAUUUGGCCAAGAAUUGUAUUCUGGUAAGCUUAAGGUACAUCGAUGAUCAGAUAUGUCCAAUGACAGUCAAUAGCAUAUUUCCUUACACUGAUUUACCCACCUGAACUAGAAAUAUAAGAGACCUGAGAAACCGCCCCAUCUGUUUCAUAUUUAGAUCUAUGCAUUAAGAUGCAAUGACAACUCUCCACAAAACUGUAUGACAAGAGGGAUUAAUUCAACUUUCCAACAGUCCUUUUUUUGUAGAGCAAGGAUUUCACUUUUCAAUCUCAACUUUUCAGAUACAAAUCGAGCAUGGCCUUCUAUCAAGAUUUUCAAAGAGGUUACGACUCUUGCUUCAACUUUCCAAUAGUCAGCUUUCCCUUUAUGUCGCGCAAUAUUCCAGAAACUCCAGCCUUCGGUGUCUACAUUUCAGAACUUUUGAUAUACAGUCGAGCAUGCUCUUUCUAUCUCCUGUAGGAGCCAGUUUUGGAUGAUGAAUUUGUGAGGCUGAACUCGCAGAACUAUGGCAAUAUGAAACUGAAAUGGUGCUGAUUAAAAAAUUAAAAGCGUCAAAAACCUUUCCACAUUCGAAUGUAAUCUCGUCCAAAAGCAGAGUCGACUGCACAAUUCUGACAUUACUUGUAUAUCAUGACUGUGUUUCUGAACCACUAUCAGAUAGUGAUUAUACUCGGUGUUAGCAAACAGGUGAUCGUAAUCCGCCCCAACAGUGGCACCCUUCACAAACACAUGUAAAGACAAGUCAAUUGUUCACCUGUAAAAUCACGAGAACAUAUGGUAAAAAUCAAAAUAAGAAAUAGCAUCAGACAUGAUUCUUGUCACUGAUGCUUUAAAUUUGGAAAUGUCCUCCUCACCUCUGCCAUGAAACGUUCUAAAAGCUUUACUGAGACCGUACAUGUUGUAACCCUGACAAAAAAACGCUUCUGAGCAAGAUUCGUAGGACUCUCUUUGAAAUCUUACAAAUCUUACAAAAAACCAGCUGCUGUGUAUAACAUCAUUUGUAGCUCUAAAGGCAAUCUGAGGACCCUGAAAUGUACUUCUUGUAACAAGGGAAUUUACAUAGCACACAAAGACGAUAGCCAGCAACUAAAAUGCAAUAAGAAAGGGGGAGGAAAGGUAUAUUGGACUAUAUCCUUCUAGUAUGUAUUACCAUUUAGUAUAGAAACUAGAACAAUGAUUCCAUAAAGUGUAAGCCAGAAUCAUCUACUGAAUCUUGUGGGUGGACUGGAUGAUCUGUUCAUCUGUCAUAGAUGGUUGGAUUACAGUCACUCACACCAACAUGUCUGUCGAUCCAAACUUAUUAAUGACUUGUGUAUUAUUAAAAAGUUAAUGAUUACCAUGAGAUGUUUAACACAUUGGACCAAUCACAAUGUCUCCAUUCCAACUUUCCUGGAAAUGGAAAUGAACCUCAGCCAUGGAAUAAUUGUGUACUUCCAUUUUUUGUAAAUUUUGUGACAAGUAAAAUAUGAUUACCUAUAA
Messenger RNA from Haliotis rufescens (red abalone), 7607 nucleotides. Its product is annotated as sushi, von Willebrand factor type A, EGF and pentraxin domain-containing protein 1-like. The transcript has 24 exons. Lineage: Eukaryota; Metazoa; Mollusca; Gastropoda; Lepetellida; Haliotidae. The record is from RefSeq and is a predicted model, not a curated record. Gene Ontology annotation, molecular function: calcium ion binding. Bases 57 to 4751 code for a protein of 1564 amino acids.